Molecule: messenger RNA, 683 nt
Organism: Ostrinia nubilalis (European corn borer)
Lineage: Eukaryota; Metazoa; Arthropoda; Insecta; Lepidoptera; Crambidae
Gene: ND-ASHI
Product: NADH dehydrogenase [ubiquinone] 1 beta subcomplex subunit 8, mitochondrial
Exons: 3
Coding region: 83-604 (173 amino acids)
Cellular component (GO): mitochondrion
Source: RefSeq, a predicted model, not a curated record
ACUCUAUAAUCUGUGCUGUCACUGUCAGGUUUUUAUUCGGUGGUUGGGUUGAUGAAACAUUUUCUGUAAUUUUUGAGUAAGAAUGGCUUCGACCUUACUAAAAAAAGCCAUUCUAACAAACCCACAGCACGUAAGAAAGACAGUAGGAAUAUUCUGUAAUGGAGUAAGAAACCAUUGGAACUACCAAUACAAACCGGGCCCAUACCCUAAAACUCCCGAAGAACGUGCCGCUGCUGCCAAAAGAUAUGGUCUGACCGUUGAAGAAUAUCAGCCAUAUCCUGAGGAUAUGGGAUAUGGUGAUUACCCUAAAUUACCUGAUAUUGGUGCAGACUCUAAAGAUCCACACUAUCCAUAUGAUAGUCCGGAAUUGAAGAGGAAUUUCAAUGAACCUCUUCAUGCAUCAGCUGAAAUUUUUGGAGAAGAUCGUUAUGACCCUAAUAUGAGACCUCGUUUUUCACUUGCCCGUCAGUGGACUUGGUUUUUAGGAACUGUUGGUGGUUCUAUGGCACUGUAUUUCUAUCUGGAAAAUUUUAAAAUGGGUAGACCCGUAAUUGCUAAACAGUACCCAGGUGAAGGGCCUCACUACUUGUUUCCUGCUAAUUAAAUCUUCUGGAAAUUUAUUUAAAAUGAUUUAUAGUUAAUUUAGUUCACAUUGAAAGAUUAAACGAAAUUGUUGUAUUUCA